UCUCCCUUCCACAGUUCCUCUGUUUACUUCCUCCGUCCCUUCCUCGCAUUUCCAAUUAGUCAACAUGAUUUUCUGUUCUUUAUAUAUUUUUUCCAGUUCAUUCCCUCGUUUUCUUCAUUUUAGCUACGAGUGAAUUGGAAAUAAAUUUUCUAUUCUCCUGUAUUUUGUUCCUUUGCUUGUUUGUCAGUAUCAAACACCGCCCAUUUCACACCACGCAUUAAGCUGCAUCCCCAUUACAUUAAUCUUAGAUAUUUGGAUAAGAUAUGGGCGUAAUAAUGGCUUUGUUGAUUUGUCUCUACGUGGGUUUGUGCUAAAUUAUAUUAGUUCAUCAUGUUUUUCCUUGUCGUCCUCCAUUGUAUUCUCUAGUCUUUCACUUCAUCAUUCCUGCUCUAGUUCCCUUCGAAUGACGAUGAUUUCCAUGUUCUCAUUUGUUCUUGAGUGCUACGUGUUGUGGGAGUCAUUAUUUUAUUAAUUUUUUUAACCUUGUGUAUUCAUUCUUGUUCUGCUGAUAUAUAUAUAUAUAUUAAGGCUUUGAUUUCAUUGGAUUAGAUAGGUGUGUCAGUUUGCUUUGACGUUGUUGGGGGAGAUACUGCCGUUCAUGGAGAUGAAAUUAUGUGAAUCGAAAUCUGUGUCUGUGUCUGAGAUAGUCCAUACAGGAAGAACAUACUCGAGCCCCUUUUUGAAUUCCAGACAAAUACUUGGUGUUAAGUACAAGCCACGGUUCUGUGCUUUUAGAGGAAUAUAUUUCCAGGCUUCUUGUUCAAGCACUUCGCAUAAUACUUAUCCGCAAACAAGGGCUAGUGGUUCAGUUGGCCAAGAAAAACUUUCAACAGAACCAUUUUCAUAUCAGAUCAAUGGAACAAGUGGGGCAAAGUCCAUACUGUAUUCUAGAGAAAAGAGAGUACUUGAUGCGUUUGAUGAUGAGUAUGGGGGAGUAGUUGUUGAUCCUGAAAGAUUACCAGCUAACCCAAGUUCCUUUGCUUCUAUCCUUCAUGCCUCACUUUCUCGUUGGAAAAAGAUGGGAAAGAAGGGAAUUUGGCUUAAGUUGCCAGUGGAUCGCUCUGAGCUUGUUCCCUAUGCAAUAAAGGAAGGCUUCCAAUACCAUCAUGCAGAGCGAGGAUAUGUGAUGUUAACAUACUGGAUACCUGAAGGACCUUGCAUGCUUCCUGCUAAUGCCUCACAUCAAGUAGGGGUUGGGGGAUUCGUCAUUACCGACAGAAAUGAGGUUCUUGUAGUGCAAGAGAAGUACUGUUCUCCAGCCUGCGUUGGUCUCUGGAAAAUACCCACUGGUUUUAUCCUUGAGUCAGAGGAGAUUUUUACAGGUGCUGUAAGAGAAGUCAAGGAGGAAACUGGGAUUGAUACUGAAUUUGUUGAAGUUAUAGCAUUCAGGCAUGCUCACAAUGUGGCUUUUGAAAAGUCAGAUUUGUUCUUCAUCUGCAUGCUCAGACCCCUCUCAACUCAAAUUGUAAUUGACGAUCUUGAAAUUCAAGCAGCUAAGUGGCUGCCCCUAGUCGAGUUUGUACAGCAACCACUAAUACAAGAAGACUGCAUGUUCAAGAAAGUUAUCGACAUUUGCAUGGCCCGGCUAGGGAAGCGUUAUUGUGGCUUAUCUGCUCAUCAAGUGGUCUCCAAAUUCGAUGGCAUGUCAUCUUCCCUUUACUACAACGUUAUCGAAAAUGAAGAUUUCAACUGUCGGAGCAGUUGAUUGCAGCCAUUUAAGCACUAAUAUGCAUCAGUCAUCACCAGACAAUAUUCCUCCCUGUUGUCUGGUGGAAAUGCACUUCACUUCCUCUACUCUGAGUUCAUCGGUUGAGAACUAGUUCAGCUACAUCCUAAAUGGUGAUCAACUGUAAGAUUAAUACCAUUUUUUAUGGACGUUAUAGCUGAUGUAUGUAUACAUAUAUCGUGUAAAUACAACAAGGGUCCCUCUAACAAAUGCAUAUUCAAGCCAACGGUCUUGAUGUUUUUGAUAAA
Molecule: messenger RNA, 1974 nt
Organism: Carya illinoinensis
Lineage: Eukaryota; Viridiplantae; Streptophyta; Magnoliopsida; Fagales; Juglandaceae
Product: nudix hydrolase 8
Exons: 9
Coding region: 599-1705 (368 amino acids)
Molecular function (GO): NADH pyrophosphatase activity; ADP-ribose diphosphatase activity; NAD binding
Source: RefSeq, a predicted model, not a curated record